AUGGACCCCACCGAGCCGUACGCUGGGGCCUCAAGUCCCGAUGCCACGAGUCCAACGAGCCCCAAGAGCCCAACCAGGCAGCUGCCCGCUGACCUUCCCACAUCCCUCGAUGACCGGAGAGGCUACAAGGACCCAUUUGCGGCUGAGACUGAAUACUACGAUGGCUGGCAAGGGUCCUCCCAGUUCAUUUCCGCGCCCACGCCCGCGCGGGCCCUCACGUUUGAUCUCAAGCUCGACACCCCCGCAUACGAUGAAGCAGAGACAUUUGCGCGAAUACAAGAUAGCGAUACCCGGCUGAUGGAGAUGGUUGCUGCUCAACAGCGUCAGAGGGAAGAUGGUACAGCGGCCGGGGACGAAGAUGCCAUUGCCCUGGAUGAGACACUUAGCCAUGAGGACAAGGCCGAAACACUCCAGAAGGCGCUUAAUAUGGCGGCAUCGAAUGGCGAUGUGACUCGUGUACGGAAGUUGGUCAAUGGGCGUGCGAAGACCUUCAUUGAUGUUAACUUGACGGACGAGGAGGGAACGGUGCCAUUGAUCUAUGCAAGCUGUUUUGGGCACGAGGGCGUUGUCCAAGCCCUGCUGGACGCUGGCGCCAAUGUCGACAAGCAGGACCGCAAUCAGUGGAGCGCGCUCAUGUGGGCUAUGACCAACCGCCACAAGGUCAUUGCCAAAUUGCUCCUAGACCAUGGCGCCAAUCCCGAUAUCCGAAGCAGUAGUGGAGGGACAGCCUACGAUUUUGUCCAGCCGGGAAGCGACUUCAGUCAGUACCUGGCCGAAAAUGGUUAUCAUUUCGGUGGUGGGGCGGAUGCGCUUGGAGAAGGAGACUUUUACCAGGGCGGAUGGGACCAGGAGAGGUUGGAUGAAGAAUAUGCUGAAGGUGAGAUGAGGCGGAGGGCUUUGAUGCAGGAGAGUGCCGCAAAUCUCGAAGUCGACCUAAGCACUCUCGGAUUUGGGGAGGAACAAGCUCCCGCCGAAGAGUCUGAUGAAGAGGAAGAGUUCAUAUGGGAGAGAUGUGUGGGUGAUCAGAUGUUUGUCUUCCAAACCGACCAGCUGGAAAAGAUCUUCGACCUUAUCAUCACCAACAUGACCCCCCAGCGAUCACCAUCACAAAAGCCUGUGCCGGCAAACCUAAUCUUUCUCAUGUGUCGCUACGCGCACUAUCACAUGACAUCUGCACUCCUCGAUGAAGUGUUGACGAAAGCCAUGGACCGCAUCAACGACGUUAUCGAACGAUAUCAAUGGGACAUGACCAUGCUUGCUUUCUGGAUCUCCAACGAGACCCUUCUUCUUCACUAUCUCAAAAAGGAUGCCGGCCUCUUCACAUCUACAACCCGAUAUCAAGCCGAACUUGCCGAACUUGUUAACGAAACCUUUAUACUAAUCAUUCGAGAUGCGGAGCGUCGCAUGAACAAAGUGCUCAACGACGCCGUGCUCGACCACGAAACAAUACCCGGCCUUGGCGACGUUGAAUACCAAGGCGAGUGGAACGUCUUCAAGUCCAAAGCCAAACAAGUUGACGAGCCCCCUGAGAAGCGGUACCGGCCUCCCUCACCCAAACAGCGUGCCAAACCGUCCCCUCGUAACAUUACCUCUCUUCUCUCGUCCACUCUAUUCGUCCUAGACCUCUACGAUGUGCACUCGGUCAUAACGGCCCAAAUUCUUGCUCAGCUUCUCUACUGGCUGGGUGCCGAGCUCUUUAACCGAGUGAUCGUCCAGCGACGCUAUAUGUCGCGCAUCAAGGCCAUGCAAAUUCGCAUGAAUGUGUCGCAACUUGAGGAUUGGGCACGAGCGAACAAUCGUCAGCCGGAGCAUUAUGAGAAUGGCAGCACCGUGACGACAGGUGAAGACAUCAUUGCUGCAGCGCGACGUCACCUGAGUCCUAUCAUCCAACUGCUGCAGUGGUUGCAGUGCUUUACCGGCCUGGGUGAGGACCAUCAGAGCUUGGUGGAUACGCUUACCCAACUUCAGAGACUUACGCCAUUCCAGCUCCUCCAUACAGUAAAGAAUUAUCGCGCGGAAGUUGGCGAGAAAAGUCUAUCGAAAGCGCACGUCAAAUUCAUCAAGCAAUUAGAGAAAGGACAGGAGAGCCUGAUCCGGCGACCCGUCACGCCUGUUCCGGACAGCGGGAGGGCGACGCCCGUGCCACAGGCCCAACAAUCCAAGGAAAAUGGCAGUGCUGCGGCACAAGCGAGCAGCCCCGACAAAGAUUCCGAUGGCAAACUUAUGCCGCCAGAAACGCCCUCGAUGCAAGCAACCCCGUCAGCACCAGAAACCGCCUCUCCGUCGACGACACUGACAGCGCCUAAUUCCACCGGCUCCAGCAGCACACAACCCGAUUCGCAUCAAACUCAUUCUCAAGACGCAGACCUCUCUCCCAAGGCUAAGCCCGGCCAGCUGACCCUGGACCAAUCCAUGAUGCUGCCUUUCAGCCUGCCGACCAGCACGGACAUGCUCAUCAGCUACGGCGCAGGUAUCGGCGGCGCCAACCGUGAGCGCGCCAAGAAAUACAUCCCGACCGUGCCGGUGGAGGUGCUGGGUGGGUUGGGUUUGGGCGGUCAGGCGGCUACUACUAGCCCGGGCUAG
Messenger RNA from Cyphellophora europaea CBS 101466, 2583 nucleotides. RefSeq lists its product as uncharacterized. The transcript has 2 exons. Lineage: Eukaryota; Fungi; Ascomycota; Eurotiomycetes; Chaetothyriales; Cyphellophoraceae. The coding region runs from base 1 to 2583 and encodes 860 amino acids. The record is from RefSeq and is a predicted model, not a curated record. Gene Ontology annotation, molecular function: GTPase binding.